AUGGAUGCUACGUCGCCACGUUGCGAAGGCCAAUGUCUGCGAGGUGGGCCUACCACGGUGGCUAUGCUGUCCAUGAUUGAGAUGAUCCUGUGCUUCCGCUGA
This is a messenger RNA of Phytophthora nicotianae INRA-310, 102 nucleotides long. RefSeq lists its product as hypothetical. The record is from RefSeq and is a predicted model, not a curated record. The transcript has a single exon. NCBI's taxonomy places the organism in Eukaryota, Oomycota, Peronosporomycetes, Peronosporales, Peronosporaceae. The coding region runs from base 1 to 102 and encodes 33 amino acids.